AUGGAGCUAUACAGAGAUGCUAGCUGGGUGUUAGAGUUUAUAGAAGCCGAGGAAAAACGUGGCCAAGUUGCUGGGUCUCUUCAGACGCUUGUGUUUAAGAGCUGUAAGCGCUUUAAGUUGAAGACAAAUCCGAAGCACAUUUAUGCUAUGGUGCACUCCUGCUGGGGCUACAGAUCAUUUAUAGAGACCAUCAUGGCUAAAAGUGGUAUUAUGACGGGCAUACCUGAAAAAAAGGGCCGGAAAGUGUUUAAUAGGCUGACAAUUAUGCUUCUGGUACAUGAUAUGCUGUUUUCGAAGAGUAAACGGAUUCAAAUGGGUAAACAUCCCAUCAAAACCUUUGUGGUGAAGCACAAGACGCGAUUACAGAGUGAACUUGCACGUUUGAAAAUCAAGCAUGGAGUGCGAGACUUGAAAGAAUUGGUGAAAGACGACAGAGUGGAUAGAACUCCGGUUCGAUGGAUUCGUUUGAAUCUGGUUAAAUGUGCGGAUCAAAUAGACGAUGUGAUCGCGGAAUUGAAGCGGAAAUUUAAGAACGAAGUCAACGACUGGCGUGACAUCGUUCCCGGGUCGUUGUAUCGGGACGUUUACGUCCCACUUUUGUUCGGUGUUCAUCCCACGGACAAGAUCACUUCGCAUGAACUUUACAAGACGGGUAAAAUCAUUAUUCAGGAUCGAGCGUCGUGUUUCCCAGCGCAUAUACUGCAUCCUACUGGGGACGACGUUGUGAUUGACGCCUGUGCAGCACCAGGUAACAAGACUACGCACGUUGCUAGCUACAUGUUUGCUAAGGAAGAACCCACUAGUGUCAAGAUACAUGCCUUUGAAAAGGAUCCGGAGCGUGCCAAGACGUUGCGGACCAUGAUCAAAACUGCGGGUGUGGACCAGGGGAUUGAUGUGCAUGUGGGGGAUUUCACCAAGUUGGCUAAACCUGACAUUUUCCCUAACGUUACUGGGUUUAUAUUGGAUCCCAGCUGUUCGGGCAGUGGUAUCUUUGGCAGGCAAAUGAUAGACGAUAUCAACACCAACAAACGCGAUGAUUCGACUACCGUGGAGCAACAACCCGAAGAAAUCACGGAUGUGAAUUUGAAAACCAGACUUUCUAAACUAUCUUCAUUCCAAUUCGAAAUUGUGAAGUACGCCAUGUCCUUCCCUUCCGCUAAGAAACUCGUGUACAGUACAUGUUCAAUUCAUCCUGAGGAAAACGAGCGGAUUGUGAUUGAUUUGUUGUUGGAUGCCAAAGUUCAAGAAUGGGGUUGGAAAGUUCGUCAAAGGUCGGGUGUGAUGCCGGAUUGGCCUCGAAGAGGGCUCGUAGAGGAAUUCGACGACGUGUUCAGAGACCAAAAAGAGGCAUUAAGUUUAGCAGAAUCCUGCAUACGAGUAAUGCCAAAAGAAGACGGCGGCAUUGGGUUUUUCGCAGUUUGUUUCGAGCGUGAUUAA
Messenger RNA from Lachancea mirantina, 1437 nucleotides. The record is from the annotation of a GenBank genome assembly. NCBI's taxonomy places the organism in Eukaryota, Fungi, Ascomycota, Saccharomycetes, Saccharomycetales, Saccharomycetaceae.